Molecule: messenger RNA, 1838 nt
Organism: Ambispora leptoticha
Lineage: Eukaryota; Fungi; Glomeromycota; Glomeromycetes; Archaeosporales; Ambisporaceae
Source: the annotation of a GenBank genome assembly
UAGUCUCGCCCACGCCAAUUUUGAACCGGGGAUAUAAACCAAAAACAAAUUAUGUUGAUUUCACUGUAGAAAAAGUUACUUUAGCUCCAGAUGGAUUUACUCGUCAAUUAUCAACCGUUAAUGGACAAUAUCCUGGACCAACCAUAGAAGCUAACAAAGGAGAUCGUAUUGUGAUGAAAAUUCGUAAUAAAUUGGGAGAACCAACAGCUAUGCAUGCGCAUGGGAUGCUUCAAAGAGGGACUCCUUGGUUCGAUGGAGUACCAUGGAUGACGAUUACGAAUUCACCUACAAUUUCACUGUUCCCAAAGAAGUCGGCACUCAUUGGUAUCAUGCGCAUGAAACGAUGCAAUAUGUUGAUGGCAUUUUUGGCGCUUAUUCACGAUCCUGAUGAUCCGUAUAAAUCGGAAUAUGACGAGGAAAUUAUUGUCAUGUUGAAUGAUUAUCAUCACACCAAUGCACAAAUUUUAUUAAAACAAUUCUUAACUCCUGAAAGUAAAGGAGUGGAGUACAAAAGGUAUGACCGCGUGAUGCUAAUUAGAACGAUUCCUACACCUACAGUUCCCGAUAACGGUUUGAUCAAUGGAAAAAAUAAUUUCGAUUGCUCCAAGGCCCCACCGGGUUCUAAAUGUGUGGACAAUGCCGGUCUUGCUAAAUUUGAAUUUGUUCAAAAUAAAAAAUAUCGCCUUCGUAUCAUUAAUACUAGCGCAUUUUCGGCAUUCUUCUUUUCUAUUGAUAAACAUGAAAUGGAAGUUAUAGAAGCCGACGGUUUCUAUACUAAACGAAAUAAAAUCCAUCGUCUUCCCAUCAAUGUCGCUCAAAGAUAUUCUGUUAUUGUUACUGCAAACCAACCUGCCGAUAAUUAUAUAAUGCGUUCUGAAUUUCAAAAGAAAUGCAUGCCAGAUGCUGCAGCUAGUCUUCCUAUUGUGAAAGCUAUAGUACAUUAUGAAGGAGCCCCCGAUGAACCUGAACCAAAAGAUAAUCCAUGGUCAGAUUCCUUGACAGAAUGCGUUGAUCUAGAUCACAAGACUUUACAACCACUUAAAGAAGAAAAGAUUCCCGAAUCAACGAAAAAAUUGGAAUUCAAAAUUGAUUUUCAUAAGAAUGCAACAGGAGUUGUUAGAGCUUUCCUUAAUGAAUCUUCUUAUAUACCCGAUAUAAAUUUUCCGACUUUAGAUAAAAUCUUUAAAAAGGUAUCAUUUAACGAACCUAGUGCAAAUGCCUAUGUUUUUGAUAAAGCUGACGAAGUAGUUGAUAUUUAUUUCAUCAAUACUGACGAUGGCGAACAUCCGUUUCACAUUCAUGGAUACCAAUUUUGGGUACUUGGAACCGGAAAUGGAACUAAAGUUGACGAAGAUGAAUUGAAUACACAAAAUCCAAUCAAGCGUGAUACUGCAACAAUACCUGCCAAAGGAUGGAUUGCUAUCAGAUUUUGGCAUUUGGAAUCUGGUCUUUUGAUGCAGUUGAUCACACUUCCAGAUGAAAUCUUAAAAAUGAAACCUCCGAAAGCAUGGACCAAAUUAUGUGAAUUAGCUAUCAUCAAAGGAUCUCCAAAUUUAAGACACUUAGAAAUCGGUAGUAAUGAUAUUGGUGAUGAGGUCAUUGAAGCGCUGGCAUGCCAUAAAUUAGAAUGGCUUGAUGUCGGGGGGUUAGAUCAGCUCAAUCAAAAUAUUCAUAUCGAAAAUUUUGGUGAAGAUUACUACUGUUCUUAUUCAGGAUCAUCUGGCUCCGAAACCGAAUCAGAGUCUAAAUCAUCUAGUUCCGAAUCAGAGGAUGAAGAUGAUUAUAGUAAUAAUGUACCUCCUCCAACGAUUAUGAGCGCUGAUACUCCCAUUAAUUAA